Molecule: messenger RNA, 285 nt
Organism: Penicillium canariense
Lineage: Eukaryota; Fungi; Ascomycota; Eurotiomycetes; Eurotiales; Aspergillaceae
Exons: 2
Coding region: 1-285 (94 amino acids)
Source: RefSeq, a predicted model, not a curated record
AUGUUUUACUUUCUUCUCUACCUCUUCUUGCAGGUCGUGCUGUUCGGGGCCUGGGUGACAGGCACCCUGGACCCAUACCAGAAGAGACUCCAAGAAAUACUACUUGAAACGAUGGGAGAAAACAAGGUGUCCUAUGGAUUAAAGAAGAGCUUGACUGGCAAAAAGCUCAUUGAAGACGAGAACUUCAGCAAGAUUCAAGAUCAAUUAGGCAAUCAGCUGGGAGGAGUAUUUGGGAAGGGAGGCGUGGGCGACGGCUUGGGCUCUAUGCUGAGCAAGGGUCUGUGA